Molecule: messenger RNA, 1192 nt
Organism: Heteronotia binoei (common prickly gecko)
Lineage: Eukaryota; Metazoa; Chordata; Lepidosauria; Squamata; Gekkonidae
Product: transmembrane protein 176A-like
Exons: 7
Coding region: 62-880 (272 amino acids)
Cellular component (GO): membrane
Source: RefSeq, a predicted model, not a curated record
GCCUGCGCCCGCCUGCCGGUGUAUUCUUCUGCUGCUCUUGGACUCCUGAGGAGAGAGCGCGAUGGCAGCCAGCCUGGUGAAGGUGAACGGGACUGAGGUCUCUGUGGAGGACUCCGGCAAGAGUGUCAUGAACAUCACCAUCUGCCAGGAGUCUUCACUGUCCUACCUGGUCAAGGCUGUGACAGCCACAGGCCGGAAGAGGCUUGGGCAGAUGGCCCCCGCCCCGAGGACCCCAGACCCUUCGGCCCCCACCCCAUUACCUAGCAGAGCCCCAUGCAGCGGGGAGCAGAAAGUGCUGGGGGGGGCCCAGAUCCUGCUUGGAGUCAUGUGCCUUGGCCUCGGGGGAGUCCUCUGUCCCUUCAACGACUAUCUCCCAGUACGAAGAUUCGGGACCCCUUUCUGGAUGGGGAGCCUGUUUGUGGUGUCCGGCUCCUUGUGUGUGCUGAGCGAGAGACGCGGGGGCCGCUGCUGGGUCCAUCUGGCCACCUUCUUCAGCCUGGCCAGUACCAUGGCUGGCUGCGUGGGCUUGGCCUUGGGAGUGCUGGACCUGCCCUACCUACAGAACACACCCUUCUGGAUGAACGAGGUGUGCGGGAAGCAAGGAGGUUAUGUAGGGUGGAGGCCCAGCCCCGCGCAAAGAUGCAGGGACACUGUGCUGAGCCUGCUGAACGUUGUUAGUGGUGUUCAGAUCCUGCUGCUGAUUUCCUCUGUGGCUGCCCUGGGAAUGGCUGCCUUCUGCUUUGGAUAUGGCCUGCGUAUUCUCUGCUGCACCCUGCAGGAUAACACUGAGGACCGCAUCACAACGGGUGAUCUGGAAGUCCCCUUGGCAGGAAUGCCCCCUCCGUAUGAGGAGCUGGCCAAAGAAAACACAGCUGCCUAAUAUGGCUGGGCCCACCCCCUACUGUGUGGGAGUCGCCCCCAUGCCACCUCUGGUACCUUGCUGCCUGUCUCCUCCCCCCAUCUUUGUAUGCCACGCUGGGCCUUCUGCUUCUGUCCUCGCACGAUCCUGCAGCUCUCUCCUGACUGGAACAUGCCGCCUCCUCCAGUGGCAAUCAGCACUCUUCUGGCACAUGGAUAAAGUGGAUUCUGUGUUGGUGUUUUGGAAGUCUGUCAUUCAGUUUUAAAUUGUAUGCUGUUUAGGGCACAAACGUGUCUUCUUGCGCCCCUACAGAAUUAAAAACCCAUGAAGUGC